AUGCUGCAACAACAGGUGACAAUUGUCAGCCCUAAAAGAGAAGAAGAAUCAUCCUCCUCCAUACGUGAAACAACAAUGGCAUCUGAUGAUUCGGUGCCAUCAUCAAACGAUCAUGUUACGCCGGGUUCAACACCGUUGGACCAUCAUGCAUUGACAACAACAAUCACAGACACCACGAGCAAUAGUCUCACAACAACUUUAACAUCAUCCAACAACAAUUUUCAAGAAGAUAAUCAGCUGUCAAUACCGAACAUCACCACUUUACAAGCAACAACGGAUUGUAUUCAUGAGAAGACCAUUGGGAAGGAACAAGAAACAAUUAUUGACAACAACACAUCUGCCAUACAGCAAGAAUCGAAGAGUAGUAACGACAACAACAAUAUCCCCACUUUUGAAUCUACAAGUUCAGCAGCGUCGUCCGCUCCGCCAGCACAGCAUAGUCAUCAUCAACCAACAACCAGUCUAGACUCAUCAUCUCUACAAACACAAAGUAACAAGCUUCUCAAACAAGCAGAAAGCCUUCAUUCUGGAGAAGAAGAUCAAAUCACUCCAACCAUACGAACCACUCUCCGACCACAACCACAACCACACACUUCCUGUACUCAUAACAAUAACCAAAAUAUUCAAAAACAUGAGAAUUCAUCAACCGCUUCUUCCAUACUGCUCGAAGCUUCAGCCUCCAUUCAUCAUCAUUCAACGAGCACCAUGAGCCCAGUAAAAACUCCAACGUCUGAAGAGAAGCACGCACUCUCGGGGAAGGUCUUUCGACAUUUAGCAAAUUAUCUCAAUCAUGUGCACAACAAGAAGGAAAGUAUUCUUGAGAGAGAGGCUCAAAUGAAUAAUCAUCGAGCACAUAAUCCCACAACACCACAUCCAUCCAAUGGUGUGUUAUUUCAUCAUCCUUCUCAUUCAUCAGCAACCAACUCCAAUUCGUCGACUUUGCUCUCGGCAUCAUCAGAGAUGAACCAUCGUACUCUGUCGCCCAAGCCGUUGAGUGAAUUUACCAAUAAUCACUCCUUUUCCACUCCCGCUACGACUACGACCAUCAUCACUUCUUCUACGACACAACAACAAACAUCCUCUUCAUCAACAACUUCUCUCAAAUCAUUAACUUCCUCAUCCACGCUGCAAUCGACGACUACGUCUACCACUAUGAAUCAUCAUCAUUUUAUUCCAACAAGCCUUAACAGCGGAAAUAAUGUAGCUAUCAUUAACGGAAGGAGAGUUGUUUUGAAUUUUCAAACAUCGACGCCUUUGAAAUCCACACAAUCAUUUCUGAUGCACCCCACUACUUCAACAACAACGACGCCAAAUAAGCAACAAGCUGUAUCAAACCCUAACUCAUCACGUGAUACAACUUCCUCUAUGGCCGAUCUUGGAAUUUCUCGACACAAUUCCUCCUCGGCCAAUAUUUCUCCCUCAAACAAAAUAAGCCAACCAUCCCCUUUUUCAUCAAUUUCUCAAUCGUCGUUGCAUCCAGAAAUUUCCUCUCACUCUCAACAAACGAUAACAACACCUAGUUCAAUAGCUUUAUCUUCAUUAAAUCCAAACACAAGUGGAGUGAAUAACGAGGAUUAUCAUGUAAAUACAUUCACUACUGCUUCAUCAACAAUCAACAAUAAUGCCAAUUCCUCAUCCCCUAAAACCACAAAUAUUCCCACUCCUAAUGUUUUUCAAAAUACUGACCUAGAUAAUAGCCCUUCCAAGGAAAAUAACUCCUCAUUACUGCUAGAGAAUACUAGUACUUCUCCAUCAUCACCAUCUCAAAAACCAUCCUCUUCACCAACUCAACAGCUAAGCAGCCUUUUCAAUUUGAUUGCCAACAGCUCAAAAGCCUUAAAAGAGGCAAAUGUGACAAUCAAUUCACCAACCAAUGCCACUCAAAUUUCAACAUCUUCACUGUUAAACAAGUACAGACAUAAUAGGAGCAAAAGUAAUGGUCAAAAUCAUAUUCAUGGCAAAGAUCAGAAAAAUGCAGGAGAUUUAUCGACCAAUACACACAACUCCUCGCCAAAAAGACAACUUUUUCAUUUGGAUUUCAACAAUAAGUCAAAUGUAGACGAUAAUACGGAUUUCACUCACGACAUGUUGUCUGUCCGAUCGAUCACCAGCGUCACAAGUUAUGCUGAUCAAGACACUAUAACUCCUCGUGCAGAUAACAUAAAUUAUGGAGCUUUUGGAGGAAUUGUUGGAAUUGGAUCAUCCAUUACACAACACGUAAACGAACAUGUUGGAAACAAAACGCCAAGAAGAAAAUUAACACAGCCUAAUAAUCCUUUAACCCCUAGGUCACAAAGCAAAACAACACAAAAGCCCAAAUUUCGAUCAGGACGGAGAAGCAACUCUUUAGCUGCCUAUGCUGUGGAUAGUAAUAAUUAUUUUUUCUCACAUGAAAACAAUAAUAGCGAACUUUUGAAACUCACAGAUACUGCAGCGAGUGCUUCCUCUUCCUCUGGAUCUGAACCAAGCCUUUUUCUUGAUGUUAAAGCUUCAUCCAUGCACAGAAGCGCGUCUAGCGAGAUACCAACCACGUUACAAACUUCUCCAGUGACACCAACAAAGUCUCACAUUGGAAGGCUUGCCUCCUCACCUGCAGGAGCCAUUUCCUCGGCUAUGGCUAGAGGAGAAGUGGCAGCUUCAGCAUUAGAUAGAGAUUUCAGAGAUGGUAGAACAUCUGCUGCUUCUGCUAAGAAGAGAGAUUCUUUUGGUGUUGUCAUUCCAUCAUCUCCACUGAAACAAGUUGUGUCAUCGCUUUCAUUUUACCUCCCAAAACUCACACCACUCGAUGAAGUAGCAAAAAACUCAAACAUUAUCAUUCAUGCUGUGAAGAAAGGAUGUAUUGCACUUUUGGAAUGUGUGUUAAAUGACAUUAUUGUAAACUCUGUUAGAGAUAAUCACAACGGAAAUUCACUACUUCAAAUUGCAAUUCAACACAAUCAAGUAGAAGUUGUAGCGUUUUUAUUAAGCAAAUAUGAUGUCAAUUUGAAUCACACGAACAAGAUUGAAGGAACAGCUCUUCACAUUGCCUCUACAAAGGGUAAUUGUGACGUACUAACGCUUUUGUUGACAGCAGUAACCAAGACAGGAUCCAAAAAAAUGGAUUGGGGUAAAAAAGAUAUUUACGGAAAUGCUGGUAUUCACUUGGCUUGCGAAAUGCAUGACUUAAAGGCCGUAGAAACUCAAAUAUUACUCGGUGUAGCCCCAAUUCUAAAGAAGCGAGACUCAGGUGUUACUGCACUUCACAUUGCUGCGACCAAAGGUUAUUAUGACAUUGUAAAAUUAUUAAUCCAUUUUUAUUCUGAACCAAUUACCUUUGCCAACAUGAGAGAUGACAAUGGAUUAACGGCCUUGAUGAGAAGCGUACUAAGCAUUCACUGCAACGACACCAUGGAAACGGAGGAAUUCUUUGAGAGAUAUCAUCCUGCUUAUUAUCCAAAUUCAGCACUUGGGUCAUUUGAAAAAUUUGUUCGAACUCAUUCACGAAACUGGAAUAAGGAUUUGACACAAAACGAACGAGAAAAUUACUUGAAAAUAUGGACGUUUUUAUUGAAUGAGAUUGAUUAUAGUGCAUGCUGCACCACCAAGACCAAGGCACACGGUCUUAAUUUAUUCCAUUUAGCAGCAAUUGCCAAUAAUGCUGUAUUUUUGUCAUUAUGUGCCAUUUCCUUGCCAGAAGAAAUUUAUCAGAAGUUAUUCCUUGAACAUGACAAGUAUGAAGGUUUUACCCCUCUUCAUGUUGCCUGUUGGUAUAACAAUAUUGAAGUUGUCCAAGUCUUUUUAUCCAUUGCCACCGAAAAUGUCAAAGACAUUCAGAAAAGAAAAUCUAUUAGGGAACGACGAAGAUACACAGAUUUUGACUCUUAUCAUCGAGAACAUCCCUCAGAUUCAAUGGCAGAUUUACCAAUCACAAAGAAGAAGAGCGACUCUGAACUAUUUUCCAUGAAUUUUCCAUCCAAUUCUAGCAUUGUGCAAAAUAUGGUGGGCAGUAGUGAUGCUUCAUUGGUUGCUGAUUCUUUCAACGAUAGUCAUACACACUUAACAGGUCACCAUAUUCACAUUCCUGAACUUCGUUUGCAUGUCACAAGCGCCUCCGGUAGUCAAUCUGCACCUACACCUAGCACACCAGGAACUGCACGUAUCCGUAAAGGUCUAGAAAAACUCUCGAAUUUAAUCAAAACACCUCGACUCAGAAGUCCAAAUAGUAAUGAAGGCUCCUCUUCAAGAAGUAACCAAGCACCAAGAACACCUGUUGAUGACAGUGGAGCAAGUAACAGUAGUGGUGUGGAAAAUCAAAAAUCUAGUGCAAAAUCUGGUUCUCGAUUUUUCAAGCGUUCACGAGGGACCUCGAAAAAAGCAACUCGAAUUCGACUUGAGGAGUCCCAUGAACAAGAGACAUUACCAGUCGUAUUCAAUGAUCGAAAAAAUAUGGAUCCACACAAUUUCCGUUAUUCCAUCGACACACCAAACUCGUAUGGAGAGACAGCAUUAUUUGUGGCAUUGGAGCGAUUCAAACUUAUUCUAUUGGAAGAGCAAGAAAUUAGAAAUCCUCUUCUGCAAAAGAUGAUUCUCGAAAACAAACGAAAACAUCAAAAUGAAUUGAAAAGAGAAUACCAAGGCACGACAUUGUCUCAUAAUGAACCUAUUGCCACCUCAGCAAAUUCUCCAUUGGGUAUUUCUGCACAUUCCAUUUAUUCUUCUCCAUCUUCUUCAGAUAAGAGCACACGUUUUUCAAGCUUUCGUCGAUUAAGCAGUGUUCACACAGGUUCUUUCAACAUGGACAAGUAUUGGGAAGCAUUGUACUCUCGUCUCACUUCCAUCGAUAAUAUUGUUCACAUGUUGAUUGUGGCCAAGAGUUGUAUGAAAACAAGGAGCACUCGCCACAAAGAUGUCACCAUGCCACUCAUGAUUCAUCACAUUGUCGAUGAGGUUGAAAAAUUACCUGAUGAAGGAACAAAACUCUCAGACAUUCACAAUCACAUUUCAAUCAAAUAUACACUUCUUUUGAAGCAUUAUACAAACAAACAAUAA
Molecule: messenger RNA, 5028 nt
Organism: Naegleria lovaniensis
Lineage: Eukaryota; Heterolobosea; Eutetramitea; Acrasida; Naegleriidae
Exons: 1
Coding region: 1-5028 (1675 amino acids)
Molecular function (GO): protein binding
Source: RefSeq, a predicted model, not a curated record